This is a messenger RNA of Geodia barretti, 999 nucleotides long. The record is from the annotation of a GenBank genome assembly. Lineage: Eukaryota; Metazoa; Porifera; Demospongiae; Tetractinellida; Geodiidae.
AUGGCAAAGAUGUACUACGAAGCGGACGCCGAUAUGUCGCUGGUGGAUGGCAAGACCUUCGGCAUAAUCGGCUAUGGCAGCCAGGGACACGCCCACGCACUCAAUCUGUACGACAACGGGCUUGAUGUGAUGGUCGGGCUGUACGAGGGCAGCAGCAGCAUUGCGAAGGCGGAGGCUGAGGGGCUGAAGGUCGGCAUGGUUGCCGAAGUCGCCGAGCAGUCGGACAUCAUCAUGAUGCUCAUUCCCGACCACCUGCAAUCCGAGGUGUACAGGGAAUCCAUUCAGCAGCACAUGCUCCCCGGCAAGACGCUGAUGUUCGCUCAUGGCUUCAACAUCCACUACGACACUAUCCAAGCGCCUGAGGGCGUGGAUGUGUCGAUGGUCGCGCCCAAGGCUCCCGGACAUCGCAUGCGCGAGGUUUUCACUAAGGGUUCGGGCGUGCCGGGUCUGCUCGCAGUGCAUCAGGACGCUACCGGAAACGCGCAUGCCGUCGGCCUCGCAUACGCGCGGGGCGUUGGCUGCACACGCGCCGGCGUUCUCGACACAACCUUCAAGGAAGAGACCGAGACCGACCUGUUCGGCGAGCAGGCGGUCCUGUGCGGCGGCGUAACGGCGCUGGUCAAGGCUGCAUACGAAACACUGAUCGAGGCGGGAUACCAGCCGGAAUCGGCGUACUUCGAGUGCAUGCACGAACUGAAACUCAUCGUUGACCUGCUGUAUCAGGGUGGCAUGGGUUAUAUGCGCUACUCGGUCAGCGACACCGCAGAGUUCGGCGACUACACGCGUGGGCCUGUCGUGGUUGACGCGCAGGUCAAGGAGAACAUGAAGGAAGUGCUGGCGCGCAUUCAGGACGGCAGUUUCGCCCGCGAGUGGAUUGCGGAGAACGAUGAGGGCCGCCCAACCUUCUACCGAAUGCGCGAGGAGAACGCGGCGCAUCCCAUCGAAGAAGUCGGCAAGGAAUUGCGCGCGAUGAUGCCGUUCCUGCAGGAUGUGGACUAG